AUUGUUUAACAGAGGUUCCAUUCUCUAACAAUAUAUUGAAUCGGAGCAGCGGCCGGAGCGAGCACACUAAGAUCAAUCGAAAUGGUUGUUGGGGGGCAAGUUACCCACGAGUUAGAGGUUCAAGUGUCGGCAAGCCAGGCAUGGGAGCUGAUAAGCACCCUUGAGCUCGCCAAACUCAUCCAACAAACUCUCACCGAUGUAGUUGAAAAAAUUGAAGUCGUACAAGGCGACGGACAGGCCGGCACCAUUCUCAGAAUAACAUGUGCACCGGGAGUGCCGGGCCCUGGAUGGCAAACGGAGAAGUUCACAGUGGUGGACAAUGAAAAGCGGGUGAAAGUAGCGGAGGUGAUUGAAGGUGGAUAUCUGGAACUAGGGUUUACUCUGUUCCGAGUUCGAGCCGAAAUCAUAGAGUGCUCCUCCUCCAGCUGCAUUAUCAAAUCCAGCCUUGAGUAUGAGCUAAAGGAAGAGGCUGCUGCCAACGUUGCGAUCGACUCACUCGUGUCUGCGCAUCCAUUCGCAAAAAUUGCAGAGAUCGCCAAAAACCAUCUCCUCCUCCAAAACGAAAAUAAUAGAGACUAUGAUGCAUGAUCGAGUACGUCUGAUGAACACAGCAUGCGUGUAAACGCUGUAUCUUGUUUUGCCAUAUAUAGAUGCCAUAUGAAUAAGCAAUUUAAAUAAGCAUAAAAAAAAAAUAAGCAAUUUAAAUUCUAUCAACUCUAGCAAGUAUUGAUAUUGGCGCCUUACUAUUUGGUCAUGCUACAUUGUAGAUCAAUGCAGUUUAUCAAUCAGCCAAUAGUGCGUACGUUUUG
Messenger RNA from Fragaria vesca subsp. vesca, 809 nucleotides. Its product is annotated as S-norcoclaurine synthase-like. Gene Ontology annotation, cellular component: nucleus; cytoplasm. Lineage: Eukaryota; Viridiplantae; Streptophyta; Magnoliopsida; Rosales; Rosaceae. The transcript has 2 exons. The record is from RefSeq and is a predicted model, not a curated record. Gene Ontology annotation, biological process: abscisic acid-activated signaling pathway; defense response. Gene Ontology annotation, molecular function: protein phosphatase inhibitor activity; signaling receptor activity; abscisic acid binding. Bases 82 to 588 code for a protein of 168 amino acids.